Messenger RNA from Thermothielavioides terrestris NRRL 8126, 1014 nucleotides. RefSeq lists its product as uncharacterized. The annotation marks the transcript as partial. The transcript has 2 exons. The record is from RefSeq and is a predicted model, not a curated record. Lineage: Eukaryota; Fungi; Ascomycota; Sordariomycetes; Sordariales; Chaetomiaceae.
AUGGCUGAGCCAUCUUUCUCUUCUCGGUCCAGUGUUGAACCAAGCAGCAGCCCGAGCAGCCCGUCGCCAUCACCCGCCCCCACGCCGCCAGACCGGCCCAAGAAGCGGACGAGAGCGAGCAAACCCAAGGGGAAGCCGGCCUGUUUCCGAUGCACCUCAACAGGCCGGACCUGCGACGGGUACGACCAGGCGGUCCUCGCCCGGACCCGCCCCGUCGAUUCGGGCCAGCACGCCGAGCGGGCAAGGGCCGAGUUCGUCCGGACGUGCGAGUGGAACGAAACUCUCCGGUCCAUGCGGCGCAUCGAGGACAGCAUCGACGGCACCGACACCGAGAAGAGACUGUUCGCCCGCUUCCGAGCCGCCACCGCCGACGGCGUCGCUGCCCACUUGUGUCCCUUCUCAGCCUUCUGGCGGAGACUGAUGCCGGCAACAUGCUGCCAGGACGAGGCCAUCAAGCACGCAGUGGUGGCUUUGGCCGCCGCCUACCAGCUGUUCCAGUAUCCGAACGAGCCCGUCAUCGACGGCUUUACCCGGGGAGACCUCAAGGUCUUCACAAUCCAGCAGUACAACCGGUCGAUCGAGCUGCUACAAAACCACGCUGCCAUCUCCGCCUCGGAAAGCAUCCGCGUGACGCUCGUGUGCUGCCUCGCCUUCAUCUCCCUCGAGACCCUGCGCGGGAACCACGGCGUGGCCGUCAGCCAUCUCAUCAACGGCCUCCGCAUCCUGCAGACCCUCCCCGACUCCGCCCUUGUCGGUCCCGUCGAUGGCUCCCUCUUCGCCAGCCGACCAGAAGCAGACUCCCUCCACAUGCCCGACAUCAUCCAGCUCUUCGCCCAGCUCGAGCUGGCCGCCUGCUUCUUCGCCCGCGGCAUCCAGCCGGUGAUCUCAUUCCGCGGGUACUGCACCCGCCGCUUCGACGACGGCGCCAGCAGCGGCGGCCCCUUCACUGACGCAGCCCAAGCACGCAACGCAAUAUCCUGCUUUCUGCACGACGCCGUGGCCCGCCUGUACGAG